AUGGCCCCGAAGAAGGAAGAGCCCAAGGACCAAGUGGGCACAAGGACAGGACUUCGCCGCUACAAGUGGGAAUUCAAAAGCAGCAAUAAAGAGUUCUGGCUCAUGGGACACGCAGAGGUCAAGCUCAUCAGCGUGGGCUGCCUGUUUGGGGCAAUGGCAUACUUCAACGCAACCCCCGUGCACCCAGCCUUGACUCUCCUCAUUACUAUGGAGUUGUUCAUCUUUUUCUUCUUCUUUCUCAUCAACACCCUUGCCAUCCAAAGAUACCUGUCCUUCAUCAUGUGGCCCGUUUCUGACCUCAUCAACGACCUGUGCUGCUUCGGGUUCCUUGUGGGAGGCAUAGUAUUUGCUGUGAACAGUCGAGAAAUAAUGCCAUUGGAGUACAUCAUUGCUUUGGGCCUUAUGGGUGUGGCAGCAUUUUUUGCUAUUGUUGAUAUCUGUCUUCAAAGAAAACACUUCAGCAAGAAGGGCCCGCCGAUAGUUCCUCCAGAACCAAAGAAAUGA
Messenger RNA from Sciurus carolinensis (gray squirrel), 504 nucleotides. RefSeq names its product CKLF like MARVEL transmembrane domain containing 2 (gene Cmtm2). The record is from RefSeq and is a predicted model, not a curated record. The transcript is spliced from 4 exons. NCBI's taxonomy places the organism in Eukaryota, Metazoa, Chordata, Mammalia, Rodentia, Sciuridae. Bases 1 to 504 code for a protein of 167 amino acids.